UGGCUCCGUUGCCUGACGUACAAGUGAGAGCUUUCAGCAGUCACACACGUGCCUACGUGGAACUCAAAUCAACGCUCAUGUGUCUGACUUCCUAUUUCCAACCAAUCACCAGCUGUCAUCGGGGCGGGCAGGGGAGCUCUGCCCUGCCAAGCGAGGAACAACCUGAAACAAUCAGAAUAAUCCUCUCUGUGGACUGCUUGACUUCCUCUCCGUCGUCACAUCAUUGAGUGUGGUGGCAGCCCAGCCAGGACAGAACCCUCCUCAACGUAGUGCUAUCAUUGUUAGAAGUUGCCUUUGAGAUGCAGAAGAAGCAGACAGAGAGGAGCCCGCCUGCGGGGGGGGCAGCCGGGGGUCCGCUGGCUAAACAAGCCCAUCAGUGAGUAACAGGGGGAGCCUUGCCGUGCUCACAGACAGUCGUUCGGAGUUCGUUCCUUCCCUCCGGUCGUUCCGGAGUGGAAACGUUGGUGCUGACAGCAUAAACAGACGGACCCAUUUACUUUAUGGACCUGUUGCCAGUGCUGCCUUGGUCACAGCCCUCCGAUUGGCUCAAAUAGAGGCUCAGGCCCAAAUUACUUUGAAUCAGCUCAAGGUUCUUGCGACAAUAACAUCUGCCAACCAGUGUCAUCUCGGCAACAAGUUAUCAACACAACCGCCUCACCCAGCCCUCCUUAAUCGUAUAAUUAAUAUACCACAACUGUCUGGUGUCGGGCUAAACGCAUCAUCCGGAAACACAAACUACACAAACUCUCUGCAGUAUCAGUCAAGAGCCAUGUAUCACCAUCAGUCCCAGCAACAAGGGCCGCCGCAAGCUUUUACUAACAGACCAACACGCCCGUCUCAACAACAACCCGUUCAGCAGCAGCAGGGUCGCUCGGCCACUGAUAUUCUGUCCCAGGUGUUGGGUUUUCAGUUUCCUCCUCCGACACAGCUGCCCGAUGAGCUGGAGUCAGCCCUAGCCAUCAGGGGCUCAAGGGACAUGGACCACCGUCUCAUGGACCAUAUGAACCAACCAAACCCACACCAAAACCAGGGUUCAUCUGAGCCCAGUGGCUACACCAACAGCCCAGUGGGGUUCCCCCCUGAUAAUCAGCCAGGCCACCAGCAAGCGGUGGACUGGUCAAGAUACCCACCACCCAGUAAACUGUUUUCCGGUUCGUCAACUGCUUCCACCCACCAAGCUCAGAGACACCAGCUUCCUGGUGCACAGCAGCAGCAGAGACACCAGCUCCCUGGGGGGCAGCAGCCCCAGAACAUGCAGAGCUGGAGUGCCUCUGGUUCUCCCUCUCCUCAGGCACCAGGCUCUCAGAGUGGAGGCAAUGGUGGAAGAGGUGGAGGUGGUGGUCUGGACAUGCAGGGGUUAUACACCCCAGAGAGUGCAGGAAGCAUCCUGGCUAGCUUUGGACUGUCCAAUGAGGACCUUGAGGUGCUGAGUCACUAUCCCGAUGAUCAGCUGACCCCGGACACUUUACCAUUCAUUCUCCGGGACAUCCAAAUCAACAAGUCACGCAGCACUCAAGGCAUGCCGCCGCCAGCCUCCCGCUCCUCGCCCGUGAGGAUGGGACACUCAGCAUCCGCCAGCGUCUCCAGCCUCCUCAGGGUGACCCAGACAGCGGGCCAGGUCAUUGACUAUGGCCAUGCGAGUCGUGCGACUGAAGAGGGCGGUGGCAGAGAAACCUUCAAGCGUGAGCAGUUGUCCAACGAGAGAACUGUGAAGAUGGUUUACUCUGCGCCACCACCGCCGCAGCCCGCCACGACCAAACACAAAUCAGAAACGCAUGAGCGGCGUCACGUGCGUUUGGAACCUGCAGCCGAGUCAAACAAGCACGGAGAUCUGGACUACCGCCGUCCAAGCAGCGAGAACCGCAAGGCCAAAAGGUCCCCCGCGAGAGAGUUUGCAUCCAAAUAUCUCCGUCCGGAUCGUGAUUACCGGCGGGACGGAGCCGAACCGAGGCCGACGUCUGAAACCAUCAGCGAGAAGCUGUCGUCCAGACAACCCUCCUCCUCUGCAUCCUCGUCCAAACCACAGAGCAGCAGCACCAAGAGAUUACCGGCUCCCACCAUGAUAUGUGAUUUCUCAGCAGAGCCACCAAAGGUCUAUCCUCAUACCUGUUCCCUGUGCAACGCACAGUGUGAUCGGGCCGAGGAUUGGACAGACCAUGUCAAUACAGUGAACCACACCGCCGCCUGUAGAGACCUUCGCAACAAGUACCCUGAUUUGAAACCUGAAAGACCACGGAAGGACCACGAUGGAAGUCGGAGCCCAUGGCCGGCCAGAGGCCACACCAGCUCCCGCUCCCUCUCCUGGUCCCCCAGCCCGUCCCCCAGUAAACACAGACCGGGGCCCCUUCGCCACCGUCCCCACGCCAAGCCCUACCCUGCCCCCCGCCCCCACAGCCAUCAGCGCCACUCAGGUGAUAACUUCCAUUACGACCACCACCACCGCCGCCGCUCCCAGUCCAACAGCCCCAGCCCGGGCCACCAUGCGGGGGGCAACCGGCCAGACAGGAGGUCCUCCGGGUCCCCAGGAAGCUCGUCUCGCCAUGGUCUGAAGCGCACGUACGCCGACCCGCGCUCCAAGCAGGGCCUGCGCUCCAAGGCUGCAGCCCCACGGGGCAUCGCCCACGGGCCGGGGAAGACGGGGACCAAGCUGAAGCCCAGGCCGGUCGGGUCAAAGGUGACGGACCCGGCAACCAAAGGUCCCCCAGCUAAGAAGAAGAAGAGGGGGACCAACUGGCCCCCGCAGGGCUCCGGGGCUCAGGGACAUCUUGUCCACCUGGCCGGCCUCCCUGUGGACGCCACCCUGCAGGAGGUGGCGGAUCUGGUGGGGACAUUCGGCAAGAACACCAUCAACCUGUUGGCCCCUCCUGAGGAGAGGAGCAGGGCCAUGUCCGAAAGAAAGGCGUCGGUGUACAUGGUGAAAGCGGAGGAGGCCCAGGCGCUGGUGGACUGCACCACCCUCAGCAUCAGGCAGCAGGCGGUCACCGCCACCCUAGCCAAGAAACCCGUGGUGGCGCCAGCAGCCCCUGACCUCAAAGGAAAGCCAAGCCGUGAACCCAAGAAACCUGCUGUCAGUGGCAAAGGCAAAGCUCCACAGAAGGCUUUCAAAGAGAAGGGCAUGGUAUUGAUCCAAGGACUCCCUGACUCUGAGUGGACCAAGGCAGACCUCGUCGCCCUGGCCAAGCCCUUCGGUACCCCAUCAGACGUUGUCAUCGCGAGAGGCUGCCAAAAGGCGCUGCUGUGGCUGCCGGAUGUGGCCUCCGCAGAAGAGAUGGUGAAGGUUCACACCGUGACCCCGGUCCAGAUGGAGGGUUCUCAGCUGGAGAUGGUCAGCCUCAGGCUGCCCUGUACCCUCAAAACCCCUGUGGCCUUGUACAAUCUGUUGAAGAAGAGGUCACCAGAGAACACAGAGGAGGAUGAUGCGGUGCCUGGUUCCCUCGGGGAGGCGCCCUGCCCCACGGGAUGGAAGAAUGUGUUGGUGAUCACCAAUGUACCAAACACGCCCUCGGGCCCCGAUGAGGUUAUCCAACUGGUCCGGCGACUUGGAACGUUACGGAACUUUCUAGUGCUUGAGAACCGCAUGAUCAUCUGCGAGAUGGAGACGCCACAGAUGGCGUUUUAUAUUUUCAGACGCUUCCAGAGGUUCCCUGGCGUCGUCCAGAACAAGGUCCUGUUGUUUACCCGCGAGGCCGACCCCAAACUGAAGACUUCCGCCGAUCUCCAUGUGACCAAGUCUUCGCCUGCCAACGGUGACAAGAGCCAAAAGAAGCCAGCAGCUGUCAGGGACAACGCGGACAGAAGAGCAGAGACCAAGACGGGCAAAGCUGAGGGCAAGGGUCAAGUACCAGAGCCCGCAUACACCCAGGACCGCCAACCCAAGACAGAGCAAAUCAAGGCUGCAGAGGAACCGAUGACUGCAGUUGAACCGAUGACUGCAGUUGAACCGAUGACUGAAGUGGAACCUCAGGCUGCAGUGGAACCUCAGGCUGCAGUGGAACCUCAGGCUGCAGUGGAACCUCAGGCUGCAGUGGAACCUCAGGCUGCAGUGGAACCUCAGGCUGCAGUGGAACCUCAGGCUGCAGUGGAACCUCAGGCUGCAGUGGAACCUCAGGCUGCAGUGGAACCUCAGGCUGCAGUGGAACCUCUGGCUGCAGUGGAACCUCUGGCUGCAGUGGAACCUCUGGCUGCAGUGGAACCUCUGGCUGCAGUGGAACCUCAGGCUGCAGUGGAACCUCAGGCUGCAGUGGAACCGAAGACUGCAGUGGAACUCCAGGGUUCAGUGGAACCGAAGACUGCAGUGGAACUCCAGGGUUCAGUGGAACAGAAGACUGCAGUAGAACCAAUCGCUGCAGUGGAGAUGCAGGAUGCAUUGGAACCAAACGCUGCAGUUGAGAAGCAGGAUACAUUGGAACCACAGGGGUCGGUGGUUCCUCCCCUUGGAAAGAAGACCAAGACACCUCAAACUGAUGCUGCAGAGGGCGUGACUCCUGAACUGCCCAAGGUCACCCCAGCGAUGGUGGAGGCGCUGCUGGAGGAAUGCAGGACAAGGAGCCUGAGCCGGCAGGGCCAGCUGGAGGCAGCAGUCCCCCCCUCCAACACCGCCGCCGCCAGAAAACCACAGACCCCCCAAAAGAAGAAGUCUGCAGGCGGGCCGCCGGAGAAGAAGGAGCGAAGCCGAGAGGAGGGGAGAAAGAGGCAGGAGAAGGACUUGGAGAGGGAGGCCCGGCGGGACAGGGAGAGGAGAGACCGCAGAGACCGGGAGCGGGUUCGGGACUGGGAGAGAGAGGAGAGGAGGAAGAGGGACCGGGACCUGGGCUGGAGGGGGGAGGACGAAAGAGAGAGGAGGGACAGAGAGCGCUAUGAAGGAUCCAGAACCCAGCGGGAGGGCUCCUCCGGCUCCAAGUCCUCCGGGAUAUCGGAGGGCAGUCGGCUGAGCUCCAGGAGGGAUGGCCCCGAGAGGAGUACGGCUGAGAAGGCAAACAAGGUUGUGGAUGAGGAGGAGGAGAUGGACUGCUUCCCGUUUGACCUGGACAACUUUGUGACGGUGGACGAGGUGGGGGACGUGGCGGACCUCCCAGACGUCUCCUCUCUCCCCGAGCUCAUGGAGACAGACACGGGGGUCGUGGAGGAGGUCACCAGCGCUGCGGCGGCUGCAGCUGCCUCACAGGAGGAAACGCAGGCCACAGCAUCACUCAGCGCCUUAGAGGAGGGCAUGGCUGCUGGAGACCCGCCCCCGGGGCCUGACUCCCAGCCUGGGGACCCAGUGGACUCAGAUGCUCAGCAGGGGGACCCGGCCUCCCAGGUCCUCCCUGAUCCACUCAAAGCCCCAAGCCCCUCAGACGAGUCCCCGCCCCGGGUCCACAACCCCCCGGGCCAGAAGGUGUCCCCCUCGGAGGCAGAGGCCACAAUCAAACCAGCAGGAACCACACCAGUAUUGGUGGAGGAGAGCAGGUCCCAUUCCAUUUCUGUGGUCCAUUCUUUCCCAGCAUGCACCAUGGUCAUAGCGGGCGACGCCCCCAGUGUUUGGUCAAAGCCCUCCUCCCCUGGCGGCCGUUCGCCAGGAGACACCCCAGAAGAAGAAGAGAAGGUGGACCCCUGUUCGGACCCCACUCAGGUGAAGGAGGAGGUGGAGCCCAUAGUUCCAGGGGAGCCAGGGGGCCAGACCGGGAGCGAGGGGGGGGAGGACGUGCUGCCCUCUGAUGCAGGGGAAGUGAAGGAGCAGGGCUCGGAGGACCUAGAGAAGAGCGAUGUGGUGAGCAGGAAGAGCUCUCCUGGAGACAACGCCCUUAUGCCCUUUGACCCCAGCAGUCCUGUUGGUUUGGAGUUCCUGGUUCCAAAGACCGGAUUCUUCUGCAAAGUGUGCAACCGUUUCUUCACCGGAAGCCAGGAGGCACAAAUCAGCCACUGCAAGACACUGAAACAUUAUGAAAGCCUGCAGAAAUAUUUACAGCCCAAGAAGACGGAAAAACCUCCUGGCAAAUCUACCACAAGCUAGGUCCGCCCAAGACGACCUGAACAUCUAUCAUUCCUUGCCUUUUUUAAACAGUUUCUCCCUGUUGACGACUUAAUGGGAGAAGAGGGUCCAGUGUUUUUCUUUUUGUAAAGUCGUCGUUCCUUUUCAUUUUGAGUCGUUGAUUUUCUGGUUACAAUAUAUUAAUUCAUUUAUUGAAAGUGGAAGUAGGUUGCUAUGCCUAAUAAAAGAGGAUUUUAUUAACUUACCUUCAUGGUCAUCAUUUAUUCAAACUUUUAAAUCGUUAAAGGUUGCGUAGGUGAUUCGCUUUUUUGGCCAUUUUUGCAAAAUUACUUGAAAUCCUUAUCAUAACCCGCUUACAGCCACUGAGUUAGAAGUACUGACAUGAAAAUUAAACUUGUCAAUCAUCUGUGGAACGGGCAGGGCUCGAAAAACUCCAGCCAAUCAUUUCCAUUGCCACCGAGUUUCAUUGGACAGUAAGUACGUCAAUCAAACGGUUAUACUGC
Gadus chalcogrammus (walleye pollock) is the source of this 6474-nucleotide messenger RNA. RefSeq names its product zinc finger protein 638-like. Gene Ontology annotation, cellular component: nucleus. The record is from RefSeq and is a predicted model, not a curated record. Bases 770 to 5992 code for a protein of 1740 amino acids. NCBI's taxonomy places the organism in Eukaryota, Metazoa, Chordata, Actinopteri, Gadiformes, Gadidae. Gene Ontology annotation, molecular function: zinc ion binding; nucleic acid binding. The transcript is spliced from 25 exons.